CGUAUACUCAUCAUGAAACAACAGCUCCAAAUGUCCCUUCUAAGUUUCUCCACCUGUACCUGCCCACAAAUCCACCUCUAUUUAUCGCCAUUUUCGUCCCACUUCCCAAUUAACAUCCUUGUUCCAGAAUCCUCAGAUCAGAUCAGUUUCCAUAGAUUCAUCCAAUGAUCAUCAGCAACUCCGCCAGAAUAGUGGCUUCCAGCGACGAUCUCUUGACGGAGAUCUUCCUGCGUUUGCCUGUGAAAUCCCUUCUCCGAUUCAAAUGUGUCUCCAAACGCUGGCUUUCACUCAUCACCCACCCCUACUUCCACACCCGCCUCAAAAAACCCGUCUCCGGCAUUGUCUUCAAGAAGUCUAAUUCCACCCUGCCCAUCCCGGAGUUUGAUUUUAUAUCGCUGGAUGGCUGCGAUGAUGCCCCGUUCAGAACUCUGGAGUUUGGUGAUGAGAAAUAUGGAAUGGCUGUCCAGUCUUCCUGCAAUGGCUUGUUCCUGUGUUGUAGUAGCUUCCGGGUUGAAAAUGGCCGCCGGAGCUUCUACGUUUACAAUCCCAGUACUCACAGUUUCGCCGCUUUGCCGGAUUCCCCUUACGAUUCCUUCUUGGUAAAACAUGGAAUCGGGAGAGUUCAUUCUGUUACCUUAGCGUUUGACCCGAAAAAAUCACCUUAUUACAAGGUUGUUCUUGUCGUCCCCUCCGAUAACGCGUCGCCGGCGCCGUUUCAGCUCGAGGUCUACUCGUCGGAAACCGGUGAAUGGAAGCGCCUGCAGAGGCCGCUCUUCCGCGAUCUCAACUAUAAGCUGGGAGUGUAUUGGAACGGCAGCGUUAACUGGUUCGGCAACAACAAUAAUGCCGAAACCGGGCUUCAUUUCAACGUGGAGAAAGAGAGCUUCGCGACAAUGGCGAUGCCGCCCAUGCCGGACCAAAAACGGGUGAGGUAUAUGCAGGAAUCCUGCGGCCAUCUCCACCUUAUCGACAUCCACGGCCCAAAAACCACGCAGUUUAAGGUUUACGAGAUGGAGAGGGACUAUUCCGGGUGGUUCGUGAAGUACCAGGUCGACAUUGAGAACGUGAUGAACGCUUUCCCUGAAUCUAUAAGCAAGAACCUGGAAAUUUCCGACAAGUUUUACUACAAGUUCCUGACGGCCAGCAUUGUCCGAUACGAAGAAAACGACGAGGAGGACGAGGAUUCAUUCCUGGUCUUGAGUGUUCCUGGGAAAGUUUUGCGAUACAAUUUCUCAGACAACAGUUUCGCGGUGCUCAGAGAUUUUGGUUGUGAUGAGCUUUUUGGGAACUCUCUCAUGCUUGGCUGGUUUGAUUGUUUUCAGUACAUUGAAUCAUUCUCUUGUGUGUAAAA
This is a messenger RNA of Ipomoea nil (Japanese morning glory), 1351 nucleotides long. RefSeq names its product F-box protein At5g07610-like. The record is from RefSeq and is a predicted model, not a curated record. Gene Ontology annotation, molecular function: protein binding. Lineage: Eukaryota; Viridiplantae; Streptophyta; Magnoliopsida; Solanales; Convolvulaceae. The transcript has a single exon. Bases 165 to 1349 code for a protein of 394 amino acids.